AUGAAAGCUGUACGGUUCCACGGACAGAAAGAUAUCAGGCUAGAAGAGGUGGAAGAGCCAGAAUGUGGACGAGGACAGAUCAAGAUCAAGCCCGCAUUUUGCGGCAUCUGCGGCACAGAUCUCCAUGAGUACCUUGGCGGAGCAAACCUGAUCCCCAAAGACACACCGCAUCCUAUCACCAACGAGACCCUGCCGCUUGCUCUCGGCCACGAAUUCUCCGGCAUAGUCGAAGAGGUUGGGGACGAAGUGCAGGGUUUCAAAGCUGGUGACCGAGUCUGUGUUCAACCCACAAUCUAUGAUGGUGAAUGCCUCUCUUGCAGACGCGGUCUAGUCAACUGCUGUGACAAGAAUGGUUUCGUUGGUCUUAGCGGAUGGGGUGGUGGGAUGAGCGAGCAUAUUGUGCUGCCUCAAGAUUCAGUCAAGAAGUUGCCGGAUAAUAUUAGCCUGGAAGUUGGAGCUUUAGUGGAACCUUUAGCUGUGGCAUGGCAUGCCCUAUCUAUCUCGCCAUAUAAGCCAGGCGAUCGGGUGCUUGUCCUUGGUGGAGGUCCGAUAGGUCUCGCUGUUGUCCAAGUGCUGAAAGCACGAGGAUGUGAUAGUAUCAUUUUAUCGGAAAUAUCCCCUCGACGAAGGCAAUAUGCCAAAGAAUUUGGCGCUCACCAUGUGAUCGAUCCAACCAAAGACGACGUUGUGGCCGAGGUCACCAAGUUGACCCACGGUGAAGGGGUAGAAAUCGCAUUUGAUGCGGCUGGUGUUCAGGUUGGCGUUGACAGUGCGAUGCUUGUAAUCAAAGCACGUGGAACGCUGGUCAACAUCGCGGUAUGGGAGAAGAGAGCAACACUGAACAUUAAUCAGCUUGUCUUCCGAGAAAGGGCAUAUAUUGGGACUGCAUGUUAUGCACUAGGUGAUUUUGAGCUGGUCAUUGAUGCAAUCAGCACAGGAAAAUUGACUCCUGAAGCGAUGAUUACAAGGAAGAUCAAGUUGGAUGAAGUUGAAGAGAAGGGUUUCAAUGCCCUCAUCAAUGACAAGGAUAAUCAUGUCAAAAUACUGGUUGAUAUUGGAGCCUCUACCUCACAAUAG
Endocarpon pusillum Z07020 is the source of this 1077-nucleotide messenger RNA. RefSeq lists its product as uncharacterized. Bases 1 to 1077 code for a protein of 358 amino acids. NCBI's taxonomy places the organism in Eukaryota, Fungi, Ascomycota, Eurotiomycetes, Verrucariales, Verrucariaceae. The transcript is spliced from 3 exons. The record is from RefSeq and is a predicted model, not a curated record. Gene Ontology annotation, molecular function: zinc ion binding; (R,R)-butanediol dehydrogenase activity. Gene Ontology annotation, biological process: butanediol biosynthetic process. Gene Ontology annotation, cellular component: cytoplasm.